AUGCUGGAGAGAAUCCAAGUCUACCAGAUCUGCCCAAUUCCCGAGGAGAAAGUUAAGAAUAUUCUGUAUAUCUGCAACAACCCCGAGGAUAGUCCUCAGCCUGAUCACUUCCAGCUGUCGCCACUCGACGAAGCCAACUGGCUCGCCACAAUCGAAGUGUGGCAGCCGCAUUGGUACUCACUCCAUCGCCGAAGAGUCAAGGUCGCUGGAAACCCCAUCCUCCUACUCGACGCACAGACCUUAGUAGAUGACCCUGUACUCGUUCUAACCUGCCGUCCGGAGGGCGAUGAUGGAAUAGGAGCAGAGAGCGACGCACCCCUGUGGCUCAGGUUCAUACCCGAGAAGAUCCCAGCUGCAGCUGUUACUCUCCAGAUCGGAAGCUAG
Neoarthrinium moseri is the source of this 384-nucleotide messenger RNA. RefSeq lists its product as uncharacterized. The transcript has a single exon. Bases 1 to 384 code for a protein of 127 amino acids. The record is from RefSeq and is a predicted model, not a curated record. Lineage: Eukaryota; Fungi; Ascomycota; Sordariomycetes; Amphisphaeriales; Apiosporaceae.